CACCGCCUUAUCCCCUUCAUUUCCCUCUUCCCGCCUCCUCAUCCACCUCCUUCCUCGCCGCCGGCGAAUGCCUCCACCGGCGGGGCUGCUCCCCUGGCCGGCGCCGUCCGCCGCGCGCCUGGCCGCCCCGACCCGGACGCGCCCUCCUCCUCGCACUCGCGUUCGCCCUCCACCCCCUCCCGCUCCUCCCCCGCCGCCACCGCCUCGGCUCGAGCCCGUCGUCGUCGUCGCGCCGAGCACAACCACGGCCACCGCGACGCUGCCUCCCAUCAUCACCCCCACCUUGUCCCCCUCCACCUCCACGUGCCUCGAAUGCGUCCACUUCAACUCGUGUUCGGGUUGCACGCACGAGGUGGAUCUGGACAAGCCGCCGGUGCUGCAGGAGGUGGAGAAUUUCUUCAAGGGUCACGGAGUUGGAGAUUUCACCUUCAGCAGAGGCAGGCUGAGGGAGUGGCGGUGCCGUGCAAAGCUAGCUAUACGUGGAACACCAGAGAACCCGUUGAUUGGCCUAUAUCAGGAAGGGACACACGCUGUUGCAGAUAUUCCAGAGUGCAGAGCUCAUCACCCAAGCAUCAAUGCUACUGUCAAGCUUCUAAGACAAGCUAUAUCUGAGUUGAAUAUUGAGCCAUUUGAUGAGGAUGCGAGUACCGGCGAACUGAGAUAUGUGCAGAUGGCUGUGACAACGUAUAACACAUCUAUUCCAGUUGCUAAAAGAUAUGAGCAAGGAAGAGUUCAAGUUUCGUUGGUUUGGAAUUCAAGGGAUGAGCGAUCCAAAAAUGCAGAGAAGUUGAGCUUGUUGUCAGAAUUCUUAUGGAGAAAUGGGGGACCAAGAAGUAAUGUUCAUCUGAUUCACUCUAUAUGGGCUAAUUUUCAGACAUCAACCAGCAAUAUAAUUUUUGGGCAUAAAUGGAGACAUCUCAUUGGGGAGAACGACUUAUGGGAGCGUUAUGGUGGAGUUGAUAUUUCUCUGGAUCCUUAUAGCUUUGGGCAGGCUAAUACUUUGUCUUUUAAUGCGUUACUGCAUACGUUGCACAAAUAUGUACCACGUGGGUCAACAGUUGUUGACCUGUAUUCUGGUGCUGGUGUUAUUGGAUUAUCUCUUGCUGCUUCGAAGAAAUGUAGGUCUGUGAAAUGUGUUGAGAUUAACAAAUUGUCAAAAAUGUCUUUUGAAAAAUCAGCAAGCCGACUUCCCCCAAACCUGGGUUGUACCAUAACUUGGCACAACACUGAUGCUUCAGUUGAACCUGUUCAUUGGCUCGAAGGGUCAAGUGUUGUUAUUGUGGAUCCACCCAGGAAAGGAUUGCACCCCUCUGUUAUCUGUGCUUUACAGAAAGUUGCUUUGUCCGAACGCAAGGCAUAUAAGGCGAAAAGUACACUUACAAAGGUCAAAGAUGAGAAGAGGCCAUGGAUCCUAAGAGCAAGAGAGGCAGCUGUUCAGGUUGAUAGUACACCAUUGGAAGGAAGUAGUGAAACGUGGCCAGAAACUCUUAUAUACAUUAGCUGCGGAUGGGACAGUUUUAAGAAGGACUGCAAAAGCUUGAUGUCCAGUAAGGCUUGGCAUUUGCAGAAUGCUCAUGCUUUUAAUUUCUUCCCUGGCACUGAUAGCAUCGAAGUGCUGGCAAUCUUCAAACGAGAAUCGGAAGCAGUUCAAAAGAAAAAGAAGAAAGCUAAGAAGAAGAAAGCCAAGUAGACACCCGAAAAGCUAACCUUACAGAAACAAUUUUGCUAGAUCUGGAAGGCUGGAAGUGACAAGAUCUGGUAUACGUUUACCUGUGUAAUUAACGUGGGUCCUGAAGAAUUUAACACCCUCCAACCAGGCAUCAAUUUAAUACCCGGAAGAUUCAUGUAAUUCAAAGAACUUGCCCAAUUAUCUGGUUUAGUUUGUCUCAGUAUCUGGACCUUCCAUUCUGUGCUUCUAUAGUAUAGAAGAGAAAAGGUCCAAGGUUCAUAUCUCUAAGGUUGCAAACCUCCCAAUUAAUGUUGUUAGUUGACAGGACGAAUGAAAAUUCACCAAAACA
Molecule: messenger RNA, 2018 nt
Organism: Oryza sativa Japonica Group (Japanese rice)
Lineage: Eukaryota; Viridiplantae; Streptophyta; Magnoliopsida; Poales; Poaceae
Biological process (GO): RNA processing
Molecular function (GO): RNA methyltransferase activity
Source: RefSeq, a predicted model, not a curated record